GUGGGUGAUAAUGAGACUCAUCUAGAUUAAGUCCCUUACAAGCUGUUUUGCAGUUGAGCUGUACUAGUAAUGCAUGGUGACAGGACAUGCACACAGGGACCUGGCCGUGUUCACAGGCUUUAGAUGAGCUGCUCUGAAGAGGCAAGGAGAGCAUGUCUAAGGGAUUACUUGUAAAUACGCAUGGUCUCUGAACGGCAGAUGACCUCUGAGAGAAGGAGACUGUAAAAGACACAGUAAGCCGCAAGAGACCAUUUUACAGGAUUUAAAAAGAAGAGGAGAGAUACAAGUGCAAUCCUGUAAAAACACAGAAGAUUCAGGCCUGCACAAAGAUCUGCUCUGAACUCAUGUAGCCAAUAACGUAAAAGACUUCAAGGAAAAGCCUCUGUCUACCUUAAAGAAUCAACUAUUUGACCAGUUAGGCUUAAACAAGCAUGAGACCCAACUUGCAUCCAAAAAUCCCCACACCAGUGCUAAAGAAGACAACGAGAGAAUGGAUUUUAUCAUUAAUCUUCUACACAAUCUGUCUUUCAGUAUGCACCGGGACUGGAAUUCCAGGUUCAGACAACAACUUCUAUCCUCGUUUUAUAUGUACCCCCAUUCCCGCCAAUGCUGAUCCCGAGUGUUUCCCCACAGCGGGUGGCCCUGGUGGUCCCAGUAAUCAGCAACACAGUGGACCAAAUGGGAACAGCAAUGGCUGGUGGGGUAUGUCCGAAGAGGCAAAAGCAACCAUUCUGCACCUGCGGGAGAGUUUGGUCCAGCAGAAGGAGACCAUCCUGAACCAGCGGGAGACAAUCCGUGAGCUCAUGGCCAAACUGAAUUUGUGUGAAGGUUUCAACCGUGGCAUGGGCAACCAUGACGACCACCCACACCACACGCCUGCACACCUGACCCACCAUGCCUACACGGCAACACCUGAUAACAAUCCCCUUGGUUGGGUGGUGCCUGAUGAUCACCAAGGCAACCAUGGAAUGGAGCCUGUGCAUUAUGGGGAUGGGAUCGAAGGACAUCACCGUGGGAAAAGCGCAUUGAGCGAGAAGCAUGUUUCAGGGGUGAGGACCCCUUCAGACUCCUCUACACCGGAGCAGAUGAGCAGGAUGCUUCAGACCUUAAAGGAGCAGCUAGCAAACCUACAGACAAGAAACACCUCCAGCACCUACUCCAGUUCACUGAAGGAUCUCCUGCAGAGAAAGAUCAAUGCCCUAGAACAACAGAUGCAACACUAUUCUGCAUCACUAGCCAGUGCCAAUCACAGUGACCAUGAUGACGAUGACAGUCACCAUGGCGACGAUCAUGAUGACAGCCAUCACGAAGGCCAUCAUGAUGGCCGAGACCACGAGGAUCACGAUGAUCCUCACGAUGACGAUAAUCAUCAUGAUGAUGAUCACCACGGAGACAAUCACCAUGAUGAUAGCCAUGAUGACAGCCACCAUAAUGACCACAGGCAUGACAAUGGGCACCAAGACAACAGUCACCAUGAUAACAGCUACCAUGGCAAUGAUAUUUCUGGACAUAGCCUACAGAGGUUGCCGUAUCAGUUACAAGGACACAGAGAAGCACCGGAUGGGGUGCAGAGCAAGCUGGAUGCAGUUUUAAAUCAUCUGCAACACAGGCUUGCUGACACAGGCUCUAGAAAGAUGAGCAAGGCAGAUGAAGCUUUCCAGAUCAGCUUCCCCAUGCGAACAAACUACAUGUACAGUCGUAUAAAGAGUACUCUGCUGCAUGAGAUAUUCUCCUUGACUCUGUGUCUUUGGAUGAAGGCCGGCCUCGGGCCUGGACUAGGAACUCCUUUCUCCUACUCUGUCCCAGGUCAGGCCAAUGAGCUGGUUCUCAUUGAGUGGGGCAACAACCCUAUGGAGCUGCUGAUUGAUGACAAAGCUGUUACUCUACCCCUCUCUUUAAAUGAUGGUAAAUGGCAUCAUGUGUGUGUGACAUGGUCAACACGGGACGGGCUGUGGGAGGCCUACCAGGAUGGUGUGAAGAGAGGCUCAGGAGAAAACCUCUCCCCCUGGCACCCCAUCAAACCUGGAGGGGUCUUUAUACUGGGACAGGAGCAGGACACACUGGGUGGUCGUUUUGAUGCUACACAGGCGUUUGUUGGUGAAAUCUCAGAUGUUCAAAUGUGGUCUCAAGUUCUCACACCUCAUGACAUCUACAAUCUAGCUUCGUGUGGAGGCCAUAUCACUGGUGACAUCAUCGCCUGGUCAGAGUCAGCGGUGGAGAUACAUGGAGGGGUCACCAAACAUCCCUUUGACCCCUGUCAAUAAAGUCCAGAGUUAAUAAAUCUCAGGCAAAAGGACAAUCUUAUCUAUUUACUAGAAAUGAAGUGCAAAAAGUAAAAAUGCAAACCCGCAGCUUGUUUCAAAGCACUUUCAAGACUUUUAAUUCAAAACUCAGACAUUACUACUUCAAAUAUAUUGCCUUCUGUUUACAAAAGACACUUGAAUUACCCAAGACCUCUAAGACUAAAGCAGGGACCAGUGCUGUGUGUUGUGUCCAUGUAUUUGUGUAACUUAUGUUUUUCGACUAAACUUUUUUCAAAUUGUUAUUCUACUUGUUAAAUGGCACUUGCGUAUCUUUCAAUAUUUUGAUGCAAGUGCAUCACAAAUGGACAUAACUUGGAUAGAAAAGCAUAGAUCAAAAUAGGAUGCGAGAAAGCUUAACAGAAGUUGUUUUGGGAUAUAAGAAAUGUAGAUGUUUUGUGCAAAAAUAGAAAAUCUCAAGGCUCUAUAUGAGCAAUUUAAUGGAUUCCUUUACAUGUACUGUAAAAGAAUCUACAAAAGAUACAGCAAUACCAAAGAGAAGAUUUAAAUAUCCAGCUGAUCUGAAUGGCCAUGUUUACUGUUUUUUUUUUGUAAAUGUAUGUUUUGUUUUGUGUUUAAUUUGUAUUCUGAUGUUAAAAUGUUUAGCCACAUCCGAGCUAAACAUACAAGCAGCCAGAACUGGAACUGUCUUUAUUAUUUAGUCAAACUUUUGAUAUGCUUUGAGCUAUAGCUUCAGUGUUGUGUAGUAAUUUGCUUAAAACUUAUAAUGUAUUUUUUCAUAAUGAAUGUAUUGAUUUAA
Xyrauchen texanus (razorback sucker) is the source of this 3060-nucleotide messenger RNA. RefSeq names its product neuronal pentraxin-1-like. The coding region runs from base 432 to 2264 and encodes 610 amino acids. The record is from RefSeq and is a predicted model, not a curated record. Lineage: Eukaryota; Metazoa; Chordata; Actinopteri; Cypriniformes; Catostomidae. The transcript is spliced from 6 exons.